Molecule: messenger RNA, 1374 nt
Organism: Nymphalis io (European peacock)
Lineage: Eukaryota; Metazoa; Arthropoda; Insecta; Lepidoptera; Nymphalidae
Gene: Gmer
Product: GDP-L-fucose synthase
Exons: 8
Coding region: 166-1143 (325 amino acids)
Biological process (GO): nucleotide-sugar biosynthetic process
Molecular function (GO): GDP-L-fucose synthase activity
Source: RefSeq, a predicted model, not a curated record
GUGAUAUACUCUUGGUUGUCAACAUUAAUAUUGUGAUGUGUUAAUUUCAUUACCGGUAUAAUUUAACAGCUGAUAAAAGAGUACUUGCUUGCUUACGUAUUCAAUUGGUUUAUUUAUAUAAAUACUCGAAUAUAAUUUCACUUAUACAAUAUAAUACAUACCAAGAUGAGUGAAGAGAAAAGUAUAAUACUUGUGACUGGCGGUUCUGGUUUAGUGGGUCAAGCGAUAAAAACGGUGGUCGAAGAAGAAAGAAAAAUAGAUACAGAGAGAGCCAGUAAAGAGACUUGGAUAUUCUGUUCUUCCAAAGAUGGUGAUCUUAGAGAUAAAGCACAGACCGAUGCACUCUUUGAGAAAUAUAAGCCUACCCAUGUGAUCCAUCUAGCAGCCAUAGUUGGUGGAUUGUUCCAGAAUAUGUCACAUAACUUAGAAUUUUUUAGAGAAAAUAUGGCUAUAAAUGACAAUGUUCUACAUGCUUGUUUCAAAAACAAUGUCAAGAAAGUGGUCUCUUGUCUAUCAACAUGUAUAUUUCCAGACAAAAUUACGUAUCCUAUCGAUGAAACUAUGGUUCAUAAUGGUCUACCUCAUCCUUCAAAUUAUGGCUACAGCUAUGCAAAGAGGAUGGUUGAUAUUUUAAACAAAGGCUACAACUCGGAGCACGGGUGCGCGUUCACAUCGGUGAUCCCGUGCAACGUGUUCGGCGCGCACAACAACUACAGCGUGUCGGCCGCGCACGUCGUGCCCGCGCUCGUGCGCCGCAUGCACGACGCGCUGCGGAACGGCGACCCAACAUUCACAGUGCUCGGCAGCGGCAAGCCAUUGAGACAAUUUAUCUAUUCCCUGGACUUGGCCAAGCUUAUGAUAUGGGUAUUGAGAAACUACAACGAUGUGGAACCCAUUAUUUUAUCGGUGGAUGAAGAAGACGAGGUUACGAUAAGCGAUGUAGCAGAAGCAAUUAAGAAGGCUUACAACUACCAAGGGCAGAUAGUGUACGACACGAGCAAAGCUGACGGACAAUACAAGAAGACAGCGUCCAAUAAGAAACUUAGGUCGCUGUACAAGGACUUUACUUUCACUCCCUUCGAUAAAGCCAUUCAAGAGAGCGUCACAUGGUUCAUAGAGAAUAGGGACCGCGCUAGAUUAUAAAUUAAUCACCCAUAGAUAAUUUAUUUUUUUCGCCAACAUAAAUUAUCUAGAUAAAAAUAUUUAAUUAACUUUAUUGCUUGUUGUAAAUAAAUACAAAAAAUGUAUAUUUUGAAAUAUGUGAUUAUUUUUAUUGCUUAUUUUUUUAACUCAUUUACUUAUUAUAUAAUGUGCAUUUAAAGUAAACAUUGUAUGAACCUUACCAUUAUGUUAUUAAAGGAUUAUUUAUUUUUA